AAAAGCAAUCGCAGAAAUCAACGUGCGUUGAUAAACCGCGGCCAUGUUUUCUUGCACUGUGACAAUUUAUGCUUAUGCUGAUGGACAAGUGACAGUCGUCUCCGCCGCCUAUACAGUUUCGCUUGGGUUAGCGAGGACUUGCUGGCUUCCGUUUUUAUUGAGGAAAAUGGAAACUUAGCGACAUAAAAGGGUGAUGAUGUGUUGUGGUAGGCUUAUUAGGGGACACUACUGACCGUUGCUGGAUCUCAGUUUUGUACAGCGACUCACCGAUAGGCCAGCACAAUGUUGUACCUUGAGGAUUACCUGGAGAUGAUAGAGCAUUUGCCGCAGGAGCUCCGGGAUCGUUUUACCGAGAUGCGUGAGAUGGAUCUUGCCGUUCAAAACAACAGUGAUACUUUGGCGAAACGUGCAAAAGCAUUAUUUGCACAAUGUCGCCACAAUGAGUUGUCUACUCCCGAUGCAGACGCCGAGUUCGCUAAUAUCAGGAACGACUAUUAUCGCGUAUUGGAAGAUGCGGAUGAAAAGGUCCAUCUGGCAGGUCAAAUGUAUGAUCUAGUUGACAGGUAUUUGCGUCGUCUCGACGCUGAGCUAUACAAGUUCAAGUGCGAGCUAGAAGCAGACCAUAACGGUAUUACUGAAAUACUGGAGAAACGUUCGCUUGAGCUGGAUAAUACUACAAGCAAUGGGAACACAAUUCAGAAAGAGAACCGAUUCUACGAUGCCCACGGUCCGUUCACCCCAUCGUCGACCAAUCGUGUCGAUAGUCGCCAUAAAGUGAAAUCAGAAAAGCGUCGUAAUAGCCAUGCUUCCUCUGGAUUUAGCUCAUUCGAAAAGCGUAUAGCAGGGUCAUCUACACCAUUAAGUAUUGGCUCGUCGUCUGCUGUGGCGAAUACGAGUUCGAGUACCACCGCACCCCAUGUACUGAAUCCAUCGACAGGUGGAUCCGUGACUUACAAUUUGCAGACAUUCGGUGCUGGAAAUGCUAUUGCAGCAGCAGCAUCUCAAGCAAUUGCUCAAACUCAGCAAAUGCAGCAAGGAAGGCGCACCGCUAGUUUGAAGGCGUCCUACGAAGCAAUCGGCGCUGCUGGAUCCCAUGAAUUACUGAUUAAUAGUGAAUUGGCUGGUGCAACCCAUAAUGCUAUACAAGCAGUAGAGCGAGAAUCGAGUGCCUUCUCAAAUCAGCGGCGCCAGAAAAAGAAGAAUCCUGCAACAGUUUCGACAGGAGCACUUCAAAUGCAGCAGUCAGUGAAUCCUCAAACUGCAGCAUUACAUCAACCAACGCCUCUAUUGCCACAACAACAAUCAAUUCAAGUGGAGCAAGCAUCAACUCAACAUCAACAGCAAUUGCUUCCUACACAUCAGCAUCAAAGCCAGCCAGCAACAAAUGUCUCAACUAUUCCUUCAUCAGUUGGCUCAGCAGCGCAGUUGCAAGUUCAAUCACAUUCAAAGGCGACAUCUCAUAAUAUGCAGUUGCCUCAAUCGGGACAAAUGCAACAAAUGUCUCUACAGCCACAGCAGCUGCAAAAAGCACAGCCACUGAGCCAGGGGCAGCUGCAGCAGCAACCAACUCAAUUACAGCAACAGCAGUUGAAGCAGCCGGCCCGAAAUCAGCUUACUCAGCCUCAUAUUGUUGGUCAAUCGACACAAUCAUUGCAGCAGCUUCCACAAAUACGGAAAAUACCAUAUGUACUCGGCACUUCAAUGGAUAAAAUGCGACGGCUGCGACAGGAUUUGGAACAUGGUUUAUUUAAAAAUCAAAAACAUGUAAACCAAAAACAACAAGUUAGACCUUUGGAGUCGGAAUCAUCUUCUUUGUUGCCGCAGCAACAAUCACAAUUGUUGCAACAGCAGGUGCCGAACCCUCCGCAACAGCACCUACAUGUUCAGGUGGCACAACCGCAUGUUAAACUUCAGCAAAAGCCUCAUAACCAACAGCCAAUCCAAAUUCAAUCGCAACAGCAACAGCCGACUUCGAAUUUAUCAUCAGUUGAACCGUCACUUCAACAAACGCAACAGCAUGUUCCACAAAUGAUUCACCAAGUACAGCAGACCUCGCAACUUCAGAUGCAACCGAUAUCGAACCAGCAGCAUCUAUCGAUAACACAGCAACACAUAAACCUGAUAAACCAGCAUCGAUUGCAGCAGCAGGAGCAGCAGCGAAUGGGGGCUUCGUCUUUAUCGACACCACUCCAAACGCAGCAACAUGUCAAGAAACAGGAGCAGCAGCUGCAACUGCAACAUAAAAAUCAGCAUAUUCUUCAACCACAAACACAGGGUCGUGCAUCGUCGUCCUAUCAGUCUCAGCAGCAGCAACAGCCUCAAUUGCAAUCGCAGACGCAGCAAUUGGUAAUGCAACAGCAACAGCCGGUACAGAUUGGGCAAAACGUGCAGCAACAACAACCACAUGCUCAGAUUGUUCAGCCUGUGCAGCAGCAACAAGUUGGGCAGCCGUCUUAUGCAACGCCAUCGACUACUUAUUCUCAAAUGCAACCAUUGCCACCAUUACAGCACCAGCAGGCAGUGGGACAAACAUCGAUGCAUGGCCAGCAAACCAGCGGCUUGAGUCCUAUGUCUUCGAUUGAUACACUAGAUUCUAUGCCUAGCGCAGCACUGGAAACCAUUGAUUCCGGGAUGGCUUUGGAACCGGAGAGCGAGUGGUCGUACGAUCCUAAUGAGCCGCGCUACUGCAUCUGCAAUCAAGUUUCAUACGGAGAUAUGGUAGCUUGUGAUAACGAAGGAUGUCCAUUUGAAUGGUUCCACUAUCCGUGCGUGAACAUCACUUCGUCGCCAAAGGGGAAAUGGUAUUGUCCACAGUGCAGCACUUCUAUGAAACGAAGGGGUUCACGGAAAAAUUAGUAAGCGGGCACACGUCAAAUGAAUGUGCACAUUUCUGCUAGAUUUACCGCCAAGUGGUAAUCUAUUAAACUAAAUUAAAUUAAAUCAAUAUGUAACAAUUGUAAAUAGCUGCGACUGUUGAGAAAAUGAGGCUUCUAAUUUUAAAUAGCAAUAGAAUACCAUCGCAUAAUUCAGUCAGAAUCUAGAACCUCAUUUAUGAUUGUGGCAUAUAUUGUACAGGGUCGCGCUGCGCCGCACCAUAAACAGCUUUUAUUCCAUCCGUAGGUAGUAUAUACUGUAUUUCAAAUUAUGUAUUCUAAUUUCUAAAGUUGAUCGAAAUAAACGUUGUAUGUUUGAUAUAAUCUAA
Anopheles aquasalis is the source of this 3202-nucleotide messenger RNA. It is a transcript of the gene Ing3, whose product is annotated as Inhibitor of growth family, member 3. Gene Ontology annotation, cellular component: NuA4 histone acetyltransferase complex. NCBI's taxonomy places the organism in Eukaryota, Metazoa, Arthropoda, Insecta, Diptera, Culicidae. The record is from RefSeq and is a predicted model, not a curated record.